AGAACUUGUCUCUAUUUCUUUCUACUCAAGCUCAUCACAACAUCUUCUACUAAACUCGCAGCAUCAUAACCCUACACAGAAAACACCUUUAACCGCCCAAAAUGGUCCAGAUCGCAACCUUCAUCAUGGCUCUCGCCGCCUCCAUCACUGUGACUUCUGCCACGUGCACCCGUGCCUGCGUUCCAGGCCAGAAUUACUGCGGCUACUCCCUCCUCAGCGAGUACGGUAGGCUCACCCAGUCCUUUCAUCCCCGAUCACCUAUGCCGUAUCAUUGAUUUUAAAGUACAAUAACUGAUGAUAAUGUCUUAUCCGCCAAACAGGCUGCAAUAAAACCGACCUCCGCAACACCAAGGGCGAGCAGUAUGACGACUCACUGUACACCUGCGCUCCCGACGCGCACAGCGCCGACGAAGUCGAAUGGUGCCCCGGAGGUGCCGGACACUGCCAGCCACCUAAUCAUAACACCUGUGACGGGGUCAACUUCUGCUGUGACUAAGUAUAUUGGGGGUUGGUGGAUGUCCGUGCCCUUGAGAUUGGAAAGGGGGGCAAUCCGGGUUGAAUGAAUAUGCGGUGGAAAGUUGGGGCAUGAUGAUUGAACUAGGGGGUUUUCUUUUUUACUUUCCUUAGGUACUUUACCAGCUUGGCCAGUUUUUCGCUCUUUCUAGUACAUUAUAUCGAUAAUACUCAGACUCUCAUGGCACUAAAAUUUGUUGCUGGUCUUUUCGAGAUUGCUGCAGGCUGUGGAUGUUUUCAUUCGUAGCAACUCUCAUCACGUGGACCAUCCAGAGACCUCGAGUACUUCGGCAUGUAGCUUUUGGGCGAUAUCGAGCGUUAAUUGUCUGUAAACUAUGUGAAACUACUCCUGUGAAAGGAUUUCAUUUCUGUGAUAUAUUAACUUGAGAAUGGGGUCGCGACUGACGGUUGUGUUGCGAUAAAACAGUCAAAUACGAAAGGGAUCUAAAGCUUGCCUUAGUCAAUGAAGUAAUAAAACUUCCCUUGCACUUUGU
Pseudomassariella vexata is the source of this 1007-nucleotide messenger RNA. RefSeq lists its product as uncharacterized. The annotation marks the transcript as partial. Lineage: Eukaryota; Fungi; Ascomycota; Sordariomycetes; Amphisphaeriales; Pseudomassariaceae. The record is from RefSeq and is a predicted model, not a curated record. The transcript has a single exon.